This is a messenger RNA of Arachis stenosperma, 386 nucleotides long. Its product is annotated as protein RADIALIS-like 3. The transcript is spliced from 2 exons. The record is from RefSeq and is a predicted model, not a curated record. The coding region runs from base 23 to 322 and encodes 99 amino acids. Gene Ontology annotation, molecular function: DNA-binding transcription factor activity. Lineage: Eukaryota; Viridiplantae; Streptophyta; Magnoliopsida; Fabales; Fabaceae.
UUCUCUUCUGGCUUUUGUUGCAAUGGCAUCAAACACACUCUCCUCUCCCAACUCCAGGUGGACAACCAAGCAGAACAAACUGUUUGAAAAUGCCUUGGCGAUAUACGAUGAAGAAACCACAGAUCGUUGGUACAAGAUAGCCAUGUUUGUUGGAGGAACAAAUGAAGUGGAAGUCAAGAGACGAUAUGAGAUGCUACUAGAGGACAUCAAAGACAUUGAGUCAGGCAAGGUUCCACUCCCUGCUUACAAGAGGAAUGCUGGAUGUAGCAAAGUAAACAUCAGCAAUGCAGAGCAGAGGCUGAGGAAUUUGAAACUGAAUUGAAGCCUUAUAAGUGAAGAGUUGCACAAUGUCUCAAUAAGUCGGUCCUAAAAUUAUGAGCUUUGGC